CCAAUUAUUCCAAAGCUAUAUGUCAAAACCGGUUUACUAUAGAUUGCGGUCAACAAACAAAUAGUUGACCAACAACCUAGGGAUGUGAUAUCAUCCCUUUAAAAGGAGUCGCAUCUGCGUUACCAAGUUCCAUCAUCAACCUAACUACACACAAUACACCUCUUUAAAAAAAACUAAAAAGAGAAAUAAUUCAAGAAAACCAAAAAUGGAGAAUCUGAGGAGUGGUGAAGAAAACGAUUCUCAUUGGAUCCCAUUUAUGUUCUUUGAUCGAUCUUCAGUAACGAUUCCUCUCUUGAAGUGUCUCGGUCUCGAAAGUUCGUCAUCAUCAUCUUCUGAUUCCCUUUUGUCAUCUCACAGCGAGGAAGAAGACGAUAUGGAGAGAAAGGAAGACGAAGAAAAUGAUGAUACGACCGUUGAAAUCACAGAGCGGCGGUUGCAGAAGAGUAAGCCUAAGCCAAAGCCAAAGCCAAGCUCAGGAAAAGGAGGCAAAAUCAAUCAGGCUUCAUAUUGAUAAGCCUAUACGUAUACACUAUAGUAUGUAUAUACAAAACACACACAAAUACAGAAAUAAGUAAAUGAAAAUGUAUACAAAAUAAUACUUAUAUAAUCAUAUUUAUUUUGACCGUGUAUUGAAUAAUAAAAUCUAGUUUGAUAGUUUUGUUUGCUUACCGAUUAACAGAAGUGAAAUGGAGAAUCACUGAUCUAUCAUCGCUUA
This is a messenger RNA of Eutrema salsugineum, 715 nucleotides long. Its product is annotated as elicitor peptide 3. The coding region runs from base 206 to 511 and encodes 101 amino acids. NCBI's taxonomy places the organism in Eukaryota, Viridiplantae, Streptophyta, Magnoliopsida, Brassicales, Brassicaceae. The record is from RefSeq and is a predicted model, not a curated record. Gene Ontology annotation, biological process: innate immune response. The transcript has a single exon.